This is a messenger RNA of Octodon degus (degu), 2432 nucleotides long. RefSeq names its product Kruppel like factor 6 (gene Klf6). Gene Ontology annotation, molecular function: DNA-binding transcription factor activity, RNA polymerase II-specific; RNA polymerase II cis-regulatory region sequence-specific DNA binding. The transcript has 4 exons. The coding region runs from base 146 to 1096 and encodes 316 amino acids. Gene Ontology annotation, biological process: regulation of transcription by RNA polymerase II. NCBI's taxonomy places the organism in Eukaryota, Metazoa, Chordata, Mammalia, Rodentia, Octodontidae. The record is from RefSeq and is a predicted model, not a curated record.
AGGCUGGCAGCGGAGCUUGAAUAGGGAAGUUUUGCAGCAGCGGCGCUCGCAGUCAGUCCGGUGUUUGCAAAUAUUGUGUGGGCUUCGCGCGCCGCGGCUGCGGAAGGGUCCGUCCAGGCGUCCGAUCGCCGCGCCAGGAGUUUGCAUGCAACUUUCACCUGCGCUCGCGGGCCGAGUUUCCCCUGCGACUCCAGCGCGCGCGGCCGCCCGGGCUCUCGCCGACGGGCACCGUCCGCACCCCGCCAUGGACGUGCUCCCCAUGUGCAGCAUCUUCCAGGAGCUGCAGAUCGUGCAUGAGACCGGCUACUUCUCUGCGCUGCCGUCCCUGGAGGAGUACUGGCAACAGACCUGCCUGGAAUUGGAACGCUACCUCCAGAGUGAACCCUGCUAUGUUUCAGCCUCAGAAAUCAAAUUUGAAAGCCAGGAAGAUCUGUGGACCAAAAUUAUUCUUGCUCGGGAGAAAAAGGAGGACUCAGAACUGAAGAUUUCUUCUAGUCCCCCGGAGGACCCUCUGAUCAGCCCGAGCUUCAGUUACAAUUUGGAGACCAACAGCCUGAACUCAGAUGUGAGCAGUGAAUCAUCUGAUAGCUCAGAGGAACUUUCACCUACGACCAAGUUUCCCUCUGACCCUAUCAGUGAAGUGUUAGUCAAUUCAGGAACUCUGAGCUCCUCUGUCACCUCUACACCUCCUUCUUCUCCUGAACUGAAUAGAGAACCUUCUCAGCUUUGGGGUUGUGUGCCUGGAGAGCUGCCUUCACCGGGGAAGGUGCGCAGUGGGACUUCGGGGAAGACGGGUGACAAGGGUAGUGGCGACAGCUCCCCAGACGGCAGGAGGAGGGUGCAUCGGUGCCACUUUAAUGGCUGCAGAAAAGUUUACACCAAAAGCUCCCACUUGAAAGCACAUCAGCGUACUCACACAGGAGAAAAGCCUUACAGAUGCUCAUGGGAAGGGUGUGAGUGGCGUUUUGCAAGAAGUGAUGAGUUAACCAGACACUUCCGAAAGCACACCGGUGCCAAGCCUUUUAAAUGCUCUCACUGUGACAGGUGUUUCUCCAGGUCUGACCACCUGGCCCUGCACAUGAAGCGGCACCUCUGAGGGAGCAGAGGGGUAAAUCCUGUAGGCUAAAAGGCUUCCAGGCUGAGAGACAGCCAUGGAAGGAGGGAUGCGUGUUCCAGCCAAAGCAUGCCAUUUUGCACCCUACCCAGUUGCCUCCAGGGCCUCUCUGAAAGGUCUUUCGAGGGCUGACGGAGUCAUGUCAGAAGCGGCAUUACCACCUGUGGUGCAUAGUGUGGGGGUGACCCUGGACUCGCCGCUGAUAUGUGACCUGUGAGGCUCCGCGCCUUCGCUGUGAGCAUGCGCACUGAGAAUGUUCAUGGUUGGGCUGACUGUAUGUUGAGGAUCUAUUACUGACUGUAUGAUGCGGCAGACUUUUUUCCCUUGUGGUAGCAAAACUGCAAGACACAGGGAAAAAGUAGUUUGAAUGUUUUGUGUGUAAGGAGUAUACCGUGAGAUGAGACGACCACCAAUCAUUUCCUGGGAGGGUGUCUGCACCUUAGAAAAAUAUAAAAACAAUACAAAACAAAACAAAACAAAAAAAAAAAGGAGGGUGGGAGUGGGAACUCAGGACCCCAGAGAGGUGUGUGGUAUGGGCAGGGGGCCCUGUGCCUCCUUCCUGUGUGAGAGGAACUGUUGGUGUCUGGUGCAGCUAUUAAACGUGCAAUGUGUCAAGUAGCUUGUUUUACUUGCUACAAAGAGCUCAUUUGUAACCCAUUGUAUAAGCUGUAUUUACAAAUAUAACACAAUGAUAAUUUUUCCUUAUACAAGAAGUCAUGCAUGGUCUGGGGAGCUAUAUGCUUUUCCAUUUUAAAAUCUGGACUGUAAUCUUGAUUCCAAUUAAUGAGCAGCUAAAAUACAAUUUGUCUAAUACAGUAAUCCCUAGCCUCAAGGGCCUGGCAAGACACAGUUUUUCCCCCUUGUAUUUUAUAACACUCCUCUUCCAGAAAGGUGUUGUGCAGCAUAGGGUUAUUUUUAAAGUGAUUCUGAAUUAGAAUUAACUUUUUGGAGAAUUUCAUGAUGCCCUUUGAAGAAAUUGGACAUAUGCCGAGUGUCCAAAAGCUGCGGCUGGAAAUUGCUGGUCUAAUGUUCCAUUAGGCUAAGAAAGAACCUAAAAAUUUUCACAGUUGGGUAAACAAAACCACUAAAGCUUAGAAACUUUUUCUCAUGCAGCUAUGUUUCUCUUAUUUAUGCCUUGAGGACUAAUUUCUGGUUUUCUAGCUGUUAAUGCACUGUUGACCUUCAUAAUGGUGCCUUAUGCAGGUGGGCCCCACAUCGGGGUCUCAUACAGGGGUAUGGGUGAUGCAUGCUUUAUUAAGGCUCUUUUUUCACCUGGCAUUGUACUGUAUCAAUGUAUAAUACAGAAAAAAAAAAAAAA